AAACUACUCUCUCUCUCUCAAAAAAAAAAAAAAAAAAUUAAAAACCACGUUCUCGAAAACUCGUCCCUCCGCCGGUUCGACUGAGAUUCGUGCAGAUCAGGACUUCCACCUUCGAACCCACGAAGCGCACGUUCGGUUUCCUCGUAAAGGUGGUGCGAACGUCAACUUACCAAGGCCCCUUUUGUUUUUACAGCAAGCAACGUGAUUUACUAAAUUACUAGAAGAUCAUUGGAAAGUCGAUAAAAUGGAAGAAAGUGGCAGUGCCACAAGGAAAUGGGAGGACCUGAACACUGAUAUGCUGGUGGAGAUAUUCCAGACAUUUGAUAUAUCUGAGUUGACAUCACGGAUAGCUCAUGUUUGUAGUGCAUGGCAUUUGGCUUGCCGUGACCCUCUACUCUGGAAGACUCUCGACUUAUCUGCUUUAGAGUCAACUUUCAUCAAAAUUCCUCAGCCACCAUAUGUUUAUGUCCAUAGUCAGUCGGAUAAAGCAGUAACACAACUGUUGAAGAUCGCGUUGAAUCUAAGCCAGGGAAGCAUACAGACAUUAAUUUUCCAUUUCAAUCUAUACUUGAGUGAUGAACAGCUGACUUACACUGCUGAAAGUUGCCCGCUAGUCAAACGCGUGGUAAUGCCAGCUUGGAAUCGAAUAAAGGAAACAGGAAUAUGCAGAGCUAUCAAAAAGUGGCGUCACCUUGAGUCUAUGACAAUGCCCAGCAUAAAGAACCCUCCUUACCUUCUGGAGGAAAUCUCAAGGAAUUGCGAGAACUUCAGCAAACUUAAGAUCAUGGGCCCUUUUGAUAUGCACUUUGCUUUGCCCCUUGUUACAUACAUCCCGAGAUUGAAGGUCUUGAGUCUUCGGUGCUCAGUGAUAAUGAGGGAUGCUCUUGUCACGAUUUUGGACAACUUACAGGAUUUAGAAGUGCUAAACAUAUCACAUUGCAUCCUUAUCGAAGCCCGCCCACCUCCUUUGCCACAAAGAGUGGUUAUGGAGAUUGAUCCGUUCAUCAUGAACAAGGCAAAUCGACUACGCGAGUUCUUAGUGUGCAUGAACGACUCCUGCGUUAUGUGCCAGCGUGCCAGGAGUGAUGAGGGGCUGAUGAGGUGGUACCAAUACGAAGAAGGCUUGUGGAAGUCAGAUGAAGCGAGGUCUCUGGCUCUUUGAUCAGUAUACUGACAGUUCAGUGGCUAGAAUUCGUAAUCUGUAUAGCAUCUUGGUUUCAAAAUUCUCUCGCAUGCUAGAAAUAAGACAAGGAUCGUGUUGAUGAAUGUAAAUCAAAGCCGUCUGUCUCGGUUAUAGACUCUUAUGAGACAGGUUCAUCAAUAGAGUGGUUUUGGAUGGUCCUUGGGUAGAAGUGGUCGGCUGAAUAGCACCCAGGCCUUUGUGAUUUUUGCAGUUCUGCCGUAGAUAAUUACGUAAUGUCAUCGCCUUCAGGCAAUCUAUCAAUGUUUCUGUAGAUCGCUUUACAGUUCUUCUUCAUGAGUUUUUCCA
This is a messenger RNA of Eucalyptus grandis, 1489 nucleotides long. RefSeq names its product F-box/LRR-repeat protein At3g48880. Gene Ontology annotation, molecular function: protein binding. The transcript has 3 exons. Bases 245 to 1162 code for a protein of 305 amino acids. The record is from RefSeq and is a predicted model, not a curated record. Lineage: Eukaryota; Viridiplantae; Streptophyta; Magnoliopsida; Myrtales; Myrtaceae.